Molecule: messenger RNA, 471 nt
Organism: Penaeus chinensis
Lineage: Eukaryota; Metazoa; Arthropoda; Malacostraca; Decapoda; Penaeidae
Product: tigger transposable element-derived protein 1-like
Exons: 1
Coding region: 1-471 (156 amino acids)
Molecular function (GO): nucleic acid binding
Source: RefSeq, a predicted model, not a curated record
AUGACAAAAGCGUUCAAUGUGGAUUGGUUCAAACAGUGUUUCAUUCCAGAAGUCAAACGUCAUUUGAGAGGAAAAGGACUAGACUUUAAAGUGCUUCUGCUCGCAGACAACGCCGGAGGCCACGCUGAUGAUUUGUCGUAUGACGUUGUGCAAAUCGAAUUUCUACAGCCAAACACUACACCGCUGAUUCAGCCCAUGGACCAAGGCAUCAUCCACGCUUUCAAGGCUCUUUAUAUGCUCAACACUCUGCAAUAUCUUUUUGAGGCCAUGGACUCGGAUCAAGAUUUGUCACUUAAAACCUACUGGCGUGAAUACACCUUUGCAUCAUGUCUCCAAAAUAUCCAGAGAGCCAUUCAGGAGAUGAAACCUGAAACUUUAAAUGCCUGCUGGAAAAAAAAACCUGUGGCCAGAGGCAAUGCACAACCCUUGAUGAGAUCCAUCAGCUUCGGGAAGAUGGCUUUAAUGAUGUAA